Messenger RNA from Penaeus chinensis, 795 nucleotides. RefSeq names its product ragulator complex protein LAMTOR4-like (gene Lamtor4). The coding region runs from base 151 to 438 and encodes 95 amino acids. Gene Ontology annotation, molecular function: guanyl-nucleotide exchange factor activity. Gene Ontology annotation, biological process: cellular response to amino acid stimulus; positive regulation of TOR signaling. The transcript has 4 exons. NCBI's taxonomy places the organism in Eukaryota, Metazoa, Arthropoda, Malacostraca, Decapoda, Penaeidae. The record is from RefSeq and is a predicted model, not a curated record. Gene Ontology annotation, cellular component: lysosome; Ragulator complex.
CCACACCCCAAGCACCCCCAACACACUCAUCAGACGUGGCACCACCGCAUCGGCCGCGUACCCGUACAGUAAGCGACGUAAAUAAAGGCGUCGAAGGAGCUGCGUCGGGCGGCUUUGGGUAGACGUUUGAGGCCUUUGGCGAGUGAAACCAUGCACGGCAUAGGACGCAUUCCAGAUGAGGUCGGACAUCUCAUCCUGAGCGAGGAUGGAGCUAUUAUCACGUCUGGAGGUGACCUGGAGAACGCAGAACAGUUUGCCAGUUCGAUCAUGUCUCUGCUCACGUGCACGUCUCGUAACCACUUGAUGCAGAGUGAUGGUGGAGGAUUUAAGAAGAUAUCAGUUACAUACACAGAUCACUGCUAUGUGAUCUGUCUUUCCAAUAAGAACAUACACGUUGUGAAGAGGAGGUUUGCAACUCACGAACCUGUGAAUGUGUAAUGGAGUGAGAAUUUAAUCAAAGGAGGGAUAUAUAUGUAUAUGAUUGUAUAUGUAUAUAUAUAUUUGUUGAAUAGAGAAGUUGAGUAUAUACAGAGAGUGAAAGUUGAAAGAGAAGUAAGAGUGGGAGAUGAGUAAACCAAUGAAUGAGUGAAGGGGUGAGUGAAUGCAUGAAUAAGUAAUGAAAAGACAGGCAGACAGACAGAAAAUUGACUCAUACAAAUAUACAUCUAAAGUUGAUUGUUUUUUUCUUAUUGAACUAUUAGUGGAAUAAAAAGUUGUUUUUUGUGGAAUUUGUAAGCUCUUUGAAUAUAUACCUAUGUGAAAUGUGUUAAGAAAAUAAAAUUUUCAUAGAAUUAA